This is a messenger RNA of Oryza sativa Japonica Group (Japanese rice), 866 nucleotides long. Its product is annotated as zinc finger protein ZAT12. NCBI's taxonomy places the organism in Eukaryota, Viridiplantae, Streptophyta, Magnoliopsida, Poales, Poaceae. The record is from RefSeq and is a predicted model, not a curated record.
AUGCAUAACACCCAGUCCCAACACCAGCACAGCAAUAUUAACCAUUCUCUCGAUCGAGUCAGAAGCUAGCUAGCUAAAACUCGUCUCGUCGAUCAUCUUGUGUUCGAUCGAUCUCCAGUUCGUUCGGUUUCUUUCUUGACCAUGACCAAGCAUCCGAGGGACGGCGAGGUGAUCAGCCUCUCGCUGUCGCUCACGCUCGGCGCUGCCGCGGAUAGCGGCGAGCGGAAGAAGCCGCGGCGCGGGUCGUCGCCGGCGGCGUCCGGGAGUGGGGACUUCGUCUGCAAGACGUGCAGCCGCGCGUUCCCGUCGUUCCAGGCGCUGGGCGGCCACCGGACCAGCCACCUGCGCGGCCGCCACGGGCUCGCGCUCGGCCUCGCCGCCGCCACGGCCAAGGAGACCACCAAGAAGGUGCAGGAGAAGCCGGCGGCGGCGGCGACCCACGAGUGCCACAUCUGCGGCCAAGGCUUCGAGAUGGGCCAGGCGCUCGGCGGCCACAUGCGCCGCCACCGCGAGGAGGCCGCCGCCGCCGCCGCGGCGGUGCACGCGCCGCCCGUUCUGCUCGAGCUCUUCGUUUAGAUUCGUGCGAUUGCUGCCUGUACAUAUUGGUGCACGAUUGUGGCUAUUGCAUUCAUUAUUUUUCUUUUUUCAGAUAGAGAUUUUACCAUUGUAGGAAUUGCUUUACGCUGGAUAUACUAAUUCAUUCAUUCAUUCAUUAGUCAAUUCUCCAAUCGAAUUUUAUCUGUGUCAGACUGUUCGAUCGAAUCGGCUGUGUUCUACGUCCAUUGUUCCCUGUUUUCAAAUAUUGAUUUAUAUAUGUACCACACAUGUACAUGCCAGAAUAAUUUAGAUAACAGAGAUCUUACUCA